AUGAAUGUCUUCAGAAAUCUCCUUUAUUCCAUUCAGGUAUGUUCAAACUGGCUGACAGCUGCGUUCACAGUGGACCGCUAUUUAAUGAUCUGCCAUCCUUUCAUCGCGAAACGAUGGUGCACUCUGCGCCUGAGUAAAUUCGUAAUAGCAGCAGUGUGGAUGACCAGCUUCUGCUACACCUUGCCGCGCUUCUACGAGUAUGUCUACUUCACGCCUCUGCCUCAUCCGAUGACAAGAGACUCGCGUCUACACCUACCCAAUCACUGGUACCAGCUCUCCGUCCUAGGUGACUCCAAAGCUUUCCGCUUCGGUUACCAUUUGUGGGCCUGGUGCAUUCUCGUCAUCGGACUGCCUUCCCUCUUCAUCGCUGUUCUCAACAUCUUUCUUGUGCGCGAGAUCAACCGUUCCAUCAAGCGCAUGCGCUGUGAGCAGGGCAUCAAGACGCGGCGUCAUGAAACCGAUGUCAUGCUCAUUGGCGUUAUUGUUAUCUUCUUCGUGUGCCAGAUUCCCUCCUCGGUGAGUCAUGUAAUGUGGGGGAUUCGAGGCUAUCGACAGGAGGAAUCAGUACCCUGGCUCAUCCUAAACGAGGUCGGUAAUCUCUUUGUGAUCCUCAACGCCUCCAUCAACAUUAUCCCCUACUACCUGUUUGGAAAGCGUUUUCGUACUCUUUUCGUGGUAAUCUACUUUGGGUGGAUGAAGAGAUGUACAGAUGUGCGACAGCGCGUGACACCGUUCAACCACUUGUUGCAGUCAGCACCUAAUGGAAGGCCGCGGAUGCCCUCAGCCUCAUCUCCCCUCUCUCCUCCCGCUAUUGCCGGCGUCUCUGGACAGGAUCAGUUCCCAUCUCUUCACUGUUUCCAACCUGGAGGAGAAGGAACGUGCCUUCAUGUGGAAUCACAAAAGCCCCAACAACCAAAUUGUUGCUUAUUUUCUGGUGCUUUCACUUGA
This is a messenger RNA of Hydatigera taeniaeformis, 948 nucleotides long. The record is from the annotation of a GenBank genome assembly. Lineage: Eukaryota; Metazoa; Platyhelminthes; Cestoda; Cyclophyllidea; Taeniidae.